AUGGGUAGGCGAUUCAUGUUCCUAUCAAGUGCAAACAAGCUUACACUUCAACAGGCAGAUCUCGUUGGCGAUGAUGCCUGGACAUUCGAUAACACGCUCCAUUACUUUGCACGAGGUGUAUCGUACUAUCCUGGAAACGCAAGUCUGCGUGCCGCAAACGCGAGUGUGCCACCGCCCGCCAACAAUCUGGCGUUCAACGGGACAGGACCGUUGCAUGUUUCACACCCAAACUUCGCCCAGAUUUUCGCGAGCUACAUCGAUGGCGCCAUGGCUGAAUCAGGUAUUCCUGUGCAGCAAGACUUUGCCAGCGGAAGUUUGCUAGGCAGGCAGUACGCCCCACUUACCAUCUCCUACCCCGGCGAAGAGCGGAGUUCUUCACGUUCGUUUCUGCUAGGAGCCUGGGAUAGCGGAAAGUCGAACUUGGUGGUGUAUCCCAACAUGCUUGCGAGGAAGAUUGUGUUCAAUGGGACUUUGAGAGCCAUGGGCGUGGAAGUCGAAGCGUCUUCGUACGGAAACACGAACACUUUCGUGCUCAAUGCCACGAAAGAGGUUAUUCUGUCCGCAGGCGCAUUUCAAUCGCCGCAGCUGUUGAUGGUGUCUGGAAUUGGUCCGCGGGAACAGCUCGAAGCACAUGGCAUUCCCGUCUUGGUUGAUCGGCCGGGCGUAGGCGCAAAUAUGGAAGAUCAUCUGGAUAUCACGCCCGUGUUCGAGAUCGCGAUUGAAAAUGGCGUCGGUGCAAUUGCUGAUCCUUCCGUCAACGCACCGCUGAUUGAACAAUAUCGCACGAAUCGAACCGGACCUUUUACAAACGCAGGAGUGGACUAUAUCGGAUGGGAGAAACUGCCAGACAUGUACCGCAGCAAUCUGAGCGCCGCUGCGCUCGCGGAUCUGGCACGAUUUCCUGCAGACUGGCCAGAGGUCGAGUAUGAAGUCACAGCAGCCUCUCUGUCCGGCAACGACCCAAGCAAGCGCUUCGGCACCAUCGUCACUGUGCCCGUGACGCCACUAUCGCGAGGCUACGUGAACAUAACCUCCAACUCGAUGCACGACCUGCCCCUCGUCAACCCCAAUCAUCUCUCCCAUCCGACAGAUCGAGAAGUCGCGGCGCAGGCGUUCAAGCGGGCGAGGUCCUUCUUCGAUACAGAAGCCAUGCGGCCUAUUGUGAUUCAGGAGGCCAUGCCGGGAGCGAAUGUUACGAGUGACGAAGCUAUCUUGGAGUAUAUCAUGGCGUCGAGCUACCAGAAUUGGCAUGCGUCUUGCACGUGUAGAAUGGGGCAAAGGAACGAUUCGAUGGCGGUGGUUGAUACACAUGCAAAGGUAAUAGGCGUGGAGGGGUUGAGAGUAGUCGAUUCGUCUUCCUUCGCACUGUUACCGCCGGGGCAUCCGCAAAGCAUGGUUUGUAAGUUUAUUGUUUUCCUUUUCUGCGUGGCAGGUUGGUUCCAGGGGAAAGACGAGUGCUGA
Molecule: messenger RNA, 1461 nt
Organism: Parastagonospora nodorum SN15
Lineage: Eukaryota; Fungi; Ascomycota; Dothideomycetes; Pleosporales; Phaeosphaeriaceae
Exons: 3
Coding region: 1-1461 (486 amino acids)
Biological process (GO): secondary metabolite biosynthetic process
Molecular function (GO): flavin adenine dinucleotide binding; oxidoreductase activity, acting on CH-OH group of donors
Source: RefSeq, a predicted model, not a curated record